Messenger RNA from Bipolaris victoriae FI3, 558 nucleotides. Its product is annotated as glycosyltransferase family 15 protein. Gene Ontology annotation, biological process: protein O-linked glycosylation; protein N-linked glycosylation; cell wall mannoprotein biosynthetic process. NCBI's taxonomy places the organism in Eukaryota, Fungi, Ascomycota, Dothideomycetes, Pleosporales, Pleosporaceae. The transcript is spliced from 3 exons. The record is from RefSeq and is a predicted model, not a curated record. Gene Ontology annotation, cellular component: membrane; Golgi apparatus. Bases 1 to 558 code for a protein of 185 amino acids. Gene Ontology annotation, molecular function: alpha-1,2-mannosyltransferase activity.
AUGCUCCUCGAAGUCCUCUUCCACAUCCACAGCUUCACCAUAACCCGCCCUUCACGCCCUCUAGACGCACCAUUCCACACAGGCUUCCAAGACCCCGUGGCAAAUAUGACGGCGCGCAAAAAUGCCGUCCUGCUUAUGCUCGCCCGCAACUCGGAAGUCAGUGGCGCGGUAGACAGCGUCCGCAGCGUGCAGAAGCAGUUCAACGAUCAUUUCGGGUACCCAUGGAUCUUUCUCAACGACAAGCCAUGGAGUGAAGAGUUUAAAGAGAAGGUUAGCGAAGCAGUGCAAAACACAUCUGCCGCAGGGCACGCCAUGGAGGAAGACAAAAUUCAAUAUGCCGCCCAAGAAGGAUACCACCACAUGUGUCGCUUUCAAUCAGGAACCCCUCUUUCUAAAACCCCCCUACCCAGCUUCUUCCACAAGCACCCCUCCCUCCUCCGUUACAAAUACUACUGGCGCGUCGAACCCUCCAUCUUCUUCACCUGCGCCAUCCCCUACGACCCCUUCGCCCACAUGCGGCGCAACAAAAAACGCUACGCCUACACCAUCGCCCUCUGA